Molecule: messenger RNA, 2814 nt
Organism: Morone saxatilis (striped sea-bass)
Lineage: Eukaryota; Metazoa; Chordata; Actinopteri; Moronidae
Product: rhodopsin kinase GRK1-like
Exons: 7
Coding region: 88-1773 (561 amino acids)
Biological process (GO): signal transduction; regulation of signal transduction; protein phosphorylation
Cellular component (GO): cytoplasm
Molecular function (GO): ATP binding; rhodopsin kinase activity
Source: RefSeq, a predicted model, not a curated record
CCCCUGCACUUUAGUAAGCAGCAUUUAUUCUGUUUUCUCUUUGCAAUGUCUCCUCUUUGCGCUGCCUAACAGUCACCUACCCUCAACAUGGAUAUUGGAGGACUGACCACAGUGGUAGCGAAUUCUGCUUACAUCAAUGCCCGUGGAAGCAUUGAUGGCUCUAAUGCAGCAGCUCGGGAUAAGAAGUACCAUUCUCGCCUCAAACUGCCCCACAUCACUGUGUGUGAGGGCCUGAGGGAUACCCUGGAUUUGAACUUUGACACAGUCUGCAGGGAACAGCCUAUCGGAAAACGCCUCUUUAGGGAAUUCUUGAAUGCAAAUCAAGAGUAUCAUGGGUCUUGCCGUCUGUGGAAAGACAUCGAGGACUAUGACCUGGCGGAGGAUUCUGACAGGGCAAAGAAGUCCUCAAAGAUUGUCCAGCGGUACAUGGAACCCUCUGCCAAAUACUACUGCCCGUUCCUGCCUGAAGACAUCAUAGCCAAGGUGAAGGAAGGCCUGGAGGCUGCGGGCGAUGAUUUGUUUUCCGCAGCACUGACUACAACGUUGAACUAUCUGCGGGAAGCCCCCUAUACUUUCUUCAUGGAGAGCUUGUUUCUGAAGAGGUACCUGCAGUGGAAGUGGCUUGAGAUGCAGCCCAUGGAUGCGGACUGGUUCUUAGACUUCCGUGUGCUGGGGAAAGGUGGGUUUGGAGAGGUGUCUGCCUGUCAGAUGAAAGCCACAGGAAAACUGUAUGCCUGUAAGAAACUCAACAAGAAGAGGCUGAAGAAGAGGAAAGGCUAUGAGGGGGCGAUGGUGGAGAAGAGGAUUCUUGAGAAGGUUCACAGUCGCUUCAUUGUGUCACUGGCGUACGCCUUCCAGACAAAGGACGAACUUUGUCUGGUCAUGACCAUCAUGAAUGGAGGAGACCUCAAGUACCACAUCUACCUGGUGGAUGAGAGCAACCCAGGGUUUGAGGAGCCCAGAGCCUGUUUUUAUAUAGCUCAGAUCAUCCAAGGCUUGGAGCACCUCCACCAGAAAAGAAUCAUCUACAGAGAUCUCAAACCAGAAAAUGUGCUGCUUGAUAAUGAUGGAAAUGUGCGUAUAUCUGACCUGGGUCUUGCUGUGGAGCUAAAAGAAGGCAAAACAAUGACCAAAGGAUAUGCUGGGACACCAGGGUACAUGCCUCCAGAGAUGCUGAAAGGAGAGAAAUAUGACAUGUCGGUCGACUACUUCACUUUGGGAGUGACCCUAUUUGAGUUCAUGGCUGCUAAGAACCCAUUCAGAAACAGAGGGGAAAAGGUUGAACGGGAGGAGAUGAAAGAGCGCAUGCUGACACGAGUGGUGGAGUAUCCAGACAAUUUCAGCGAGCACGCAAAGUCGCUCUGUGAUGGGCUGCUCGCCAAAGAGGUCGACCAAAGGAUGGGUUUUAAGAACGGAUGCUGUGAUGAGCUCAGAGCACACCCAUUCUUCAGUAACCUCAACUGGAGGAAACUGAAUGCAGGUAUUCUGCCCCCUCCUUUUGUCCCUGACCCUAAAGUGGUGUACGCUAAAAGUCUGGAUGACGUUGGGGCUUUCUCUUCGGUGAAGGGAGUGGCCUUGGAGGAUCCUGACAAGACCUUUUUUGAUGAGUUUUCCUCAGGCAACAUCCCCAUCCCCUGGCAAGAGGAGAUGAUCGAGACAGGCAUUUAUGGAGAGCUCAACGUUUGGGGUCCUAAUGGCAGCGUCCCCGAUGACCUUCGCAGGGAGUCCAUUCUAGAGCAGCCAGCCAAGUCAUCGACCUGCUGCACAUCGUAAAGUAAUUGAAACACCUUGAAAUUACAUCAACCAUCCAGUGUGCAGACUUGUAGUUCUUCAGAACAUGAAGAUGCAAAUACUCUGAUGGCAGAGUUGAAACUGUUUGAGACUUUAAAAGUUUAAUAGUGAAUGCAGGAAACAACCAGAACAGAAUGGAGGUGGAUUUUCAACCUGGAAUUUAAGAGUUAAGAAAAAAAACAGAAAUGUAUUGACAUUGUAUCCUACGACCGCACCCUUCACACUCUCUCUUCAUCUUCUCUUUCUUUCUGUCUCUCAAUCUGUUCACUCUCUUCUCUGUGUGUAAUGUGUUAAAUUAUUGUAAUGCUUUUAGAUCUAAAAUGCAUUUUAAAAAUCAUGUUUUUAAGCAGGGGUUUAGUUAUGUGGUAUGUCUGGUGCUAAGUGACAGUCACAUGUUGAACAUGUAAAAUGUUAAUUUCCCUCUAUUGCAUAUGUGCUCCUAUAGAGUGUAUGCCAUUUAAUGGAAAUCGAUUUUGUUUCUUUUUGAGUUUACUAUCCCUUAGUUUGACUAUGUAUAGCUAAAUUAACUGCUGAUGUUGAAAUACCAAAAGCUAAGACUCCAGAUACGCAAAGUUUCAUACUUUUUGAAAACAAUUUUCUUAUGUUUACCUUAUGGUUCAUAAUUGACUCUUUGCACGGAUAGCCAAGAGCAGAGCACCUUUGACAAAGGUUUAUGUAUUAUAGUGUAGUUGUUAUGAGACAAAUUUGAAUGUAGAGAAAUGUUACCAGCAAAUCAAUUUAUUUUUAAUAACAGCAAAAGAUGAAUAAAUCCAGAAAUAUUAAAUGUAUGAAAAAGUACUGGCAAAUAAAAUAGCUUAUUGAAAUGGAAAUUUGAUCAGGAGCUUCAUUUCUGCUUGACCACAGUUAUAGCACUUUCCAGGAAUGUCACAUCAAAACCAGACUUUUCUCUACAUGGAUUUAAAUCAGCAAGAUAAAAAUGGAAUUUUCCUGUUUUCCUCAAAAUUUAAACACAAACCCUUUGAACAUCUCAGGAAAUCUCCACCUCCGUUGUCACACCUUUGC